Messenger RNA from Sodiomyces alkalinus F11, 770 nucleotides. RefSeq lists its product as hypothetical. The record is from RefSeq and is a predicted model, not a curated record. Lineage: Eukaryota; Fungi; Ascomycota; Sordariomycetes; Glomerellales; Plectosphaerellaceae. Bases 198 to 506 code for a protein of 102 amino acids. Gene Ontology annotation, biological process: attachment of spindle microtubules to kinetochore. Gene Ontology annotation, cellular component: DASH complex. The transcript is spliced from 2 exons.
CACAAAGUUUCCCAUAACAUAACGAUAUCAAAAGGCUGGUCAACGCACCCGCGUUCUCGAGGUGAGGUAUAAUCGUUCACCACUCCAUGGAACAACCUCUGGCAGCGCAGUCUCAUGAUUUCCACGGGAAAUACCCAAGCAGACCAGAUUCAUCAUAGUUUGCUAAUCAUAGCAAUCAAGUCGACCCAGGGGAAAGAAUGACGAGCAGGAACUUCGGUACCACCUCCAACCUAACAACAGGCCUACAACGAAACGACACAGUGCGGCCUUCCAUGGCGAGCUUAUCUGGCGGGGCAGUCAAGGCGCGACAGCUAACACACCUUCACUCCCAGUUGGCCCAGCUGUCCGCGAAUCUGGCCGAUACCGACAACCUGGUUCGGAUGACGAGCGUCCAAGCCGAGGCCAUGCGUGGCUUGGGUAGCUGGCAUGGCGGCCUUUUUAUGGCGGCGAGUAAGGUCUUGGGGGAGGAAGCUAUUAAUCGCGAUGCUGGUAGCAAGCAACCGUGAAUUUUCUCUACGUGGUCAUUGUUAUUAGUUGGUGAACUUGCGACAUUAGCCUGGGAAGCAUCGAACCGAAUUUCGAGGACCCUUAUUGGAGUUUCCAUCUCUUUAUUAAUUCACAGGCUAUUUAUUGUUUCUGGCUUUCGCUAGCUAAGUCCAUUCGGAAAGGAUUGUUUGACACGAUGCAAGUCGGAUAUUUGGCUUGGUAUCAACGAUACCAAUAACCAGCUCGUGGCCGUAUCGCCUUGCUCAUAAUCUAUCAAAACAAGU